Molecule: messenger RNA, 2087 nt
Organism: Yamadazyma tenuis ATCC 10573
Lineage: Eukaryota; Fungi; Ascomycota; Pichiomycetes; Serinales; Debaryomycetaceae
Gene: CCR4
Product: CCR4-NOT core exoribonuclease subunit
Biological process (GO): nuclear-transcribed mRNA poly(A) tail shortening
Cellular component (GO): nucleus; CCR4-NOT complex; cytoplasm
Molecular function (GO): protein binding; poly(A)-specific ribonuclease activity
Source: RefSeq, a predicted model, not a curated record
AGUUCCAGCAGCAAGGGCCUCAACAAAUGCAGCAAAUGCAACAGUUUCAACAGUCACAGCCGCAACAGCAGUUUGGCCUGUACCAGCAGUUGCCACCUCACCUUCAACAGUCUCAACCACAGACUCAGGGUCAGAAUCUGCAACAGUACGGAGGCAUUCAGGGCCCGAAGCAGAGCUCGAUUGCGGUCGACAAGCCCAACUCGAUCCACUGGCAACACCAGCAGCAGUUGUGCCAAAUCUCUCGAUCUGCCAGUAUUCCUCAUUACUAUGCUCGCCAGUACGCAGCCAACUCCCGGAAAGUCAAAAACCCAUAUAACGACGUGAAGUCUGUCAGUCUUAUUGAUGCCACCAAGUCAAUUGUGGCAUCAGUGGAGGAACAAGAGAGACUCUCGCAAAAGUCAAGUACUCCCACCACAAACGCAGCCUUAUUGUACAACAAGAAAACCGUCAACUACUACGAAGACGAUACGAUGCAUGAAGAGGAGAGAAUGAGACAAAAGACCAAUGGUCAGCAGUUGUGGUGCCAAUUGGACUUGAGUGGCCAGGGCAUUUCGAACGUGUCACCCAAGUUAUUCAACUAUGACUUUUUGGAGUCGCUUUACCUCAACAACAAUAAGUUGACAGCAGUUCCUUCUAUGAUCAGUAGAUUAAGGGGAUUGAGAACUUUGGAUUUGUCUCAAAACAAGAUCGAAGACAUCCCCGGAGACCUUGGAUUAUGCUAUAAUUUGAGAUAUCUUUACUUGUUCGAUAAUGAAAUCAAAACCUUACCCAAUGGGCUUGGAAAUUUGAUUGAGUUGUUGUUUUUGGGGAUUGAAGGUAAUCCUAUGGACCCCCAAAUUGCCAAUAUCUUGGCCGAAAAGGGUACCAAGGACUUAAUCACAUACUUGAGAGACCUUCCUCCUACUUUACCCAAACCUAAGGCCAGAGAUUGGAUCUUGUUGGAAGACGAUGGAGAAGUCAUUGAUCCCACCGCCAACCCCGAGGCGUAUGCCAAUGAGGAUCUGAAUUCCUCCAGCUCAUUCACCCUCAUGUCCUACAACACCUUGUGUCAGCAUUAUGCCACCACCAGAAUGCACAAAUAUACGCCUGCGUGGGCAUUAGACUGGGAGUAUAGAAGACCCUUGUUGGAGAAGGAGGUGACUGAAAUGAACACCGAUGUUGUGUGCAUGCAAGAAGUGGAGACCCGGACUUUCCACGAGUUCUGGGUGCCUCGCAUGCAAAAGUUGGGAUACAAAGGAUUGUUCUACAGCAAAACUAGAAGCAAGACCAUGGGAGAACUUGAUGCCAAAAAGGUUGACGGGUGUGCAGUGUUCUACAAAACCAGUAAGUUCGAGUUGAUCCAAAAGAUCAACUUUGAGUAUAACAGUGCAUGUAUGGGAUCUGAGAAGUACAAGAAGACCAAAGAUCUUUUCAACCGGUUCAUGAACAAGGACCAUGUGGCCUUGAUCGCGUUCAUGCAGCACAAGGAGACGGGUGAGAAGAUCUGUAUCAUCACCACCCAUUUACACUGGGACCCGUUGUUCAACGAUGUCAAGGCCUUACAGGUGGGUGUAUUGUUGGAAGAGUUGAAGGGAAUUUUGAAGAAGUUUGUGGGAGCCAACGACGACGUCAAGAACACCCCACUCAUCAUCUGUGGAGACUUCAACUCCAUCGUCGACAGUGCAGUUUACCAGUUGUUUUCCACUGGGUCUGUUAAGACCCACAGUGAUCUCGACGGAUACGACUACGGCAAGUUCACGGAAGAAGGGUUCAAGAACGUCUUCAAGUUGAAGUCGGCCUAUGAAACCGUGGGCGAGCUUCCGUUCACCAACUGCACGCCCGACUUCACCACCACCAUCGACUAUAUCUGGUAUACUCCUGGAAGUAUCGAAGUUAAAGGCUUGUUGGGCAAGGUGGACCCUGACUACGCCAAACACGUGAUUGGCUUCCCCGAUGCUAACUUCCCGUCCGACCAUAUUCCGCUUGUAUCAAAGUUCCAGAUCAAGAAGAAUGGUGGCCACAAGCGAGCCGACUUCAAGCCAGACUUCAGACCCGGUUCGUCUCGUAAAACCUAACAUGUAUAUUAUAAUUAACGAUAUUAAUUGAGU